This is a messenger RNA of Eruca vesicaria subsp. sativa (arugula), 324 nucleotides long. NCBI's taxonomy places the organism in Eukaryota, Viridiplantae, Streptophyta, Magnoliopsida, Brassicales, Brassicaceae. The record is from the annotation of a GenBank genome assembly.
AUGGCACAACCCUCAAGUUUUGUUCUCACAGCUCCCCAAGGAAAAGAUAUGUAUGGCCCAUGGGACCUUAGUUCACUGAUCGACCAGAACUUUCAUCUCGGUGUCGCACCAUUCACCAAAGAAUACUUCGGAGCAGUCAGACUUGGGUCAUUGGGUAUUGCCUACUUAUGCGUCAAUGUCAAAUUUACAGGUCUUUCUCUUUACCUCUCCAUCGACACUGAGAAAUUCCUCGUCGCAAACCUCGUACUCAACUCCAAGCCACACCUAACUGACUUAGCUAUCUCCUCUGACGACACCAACUUCGUCGCUCCGUGUAAGGGCUGA